Molecule: messenger RNA, 1174 nt
Organism: Meloidogyne enterolobii
Lineage: Eukaryota; Metazoa; Nematoda; Chromadorea; Rhabditida; Meloidogynidae
Source: the annotation of a GenBank genome assembly
AUGGCUUUCUCAGCAAGAACGAAAUUUCUUCCGUUAUCGCUAAGAACCUUUUCAGGUCUCCCUCUCCUGCUAAUAAAUCGACGGAAGACAUUAAUGAAUGAUAAUGCGGUAAGAUCAAGUGAAGGCUCGAGAUACACAGCUCUUGUCGUCAGACAAGUUAUGAGUACCAGCCAACACUUAAUGUGCACUCCGUUGAAUUUAGUGAGCGUAGGACCGGCGUAGUCGAUUCCAAUCGACUGGAAUGGACGUCUCUGUUGAACGCGGUCAGAAGGAAGCGGUGGCAUUUCAGGUAAGGCAUACUUAUAGGAAUUCAUUUUCCUACAAGCCAUACACUCAGAAAUGACACUUCGCACUGCUUGACGGGCUCUAGGUUGCCAAUAUUGUGUUAGAUAUUCUGUUAAAGUCCAGUCUACUCCCCCAUGGCAUAAAUUUUUAUGUAUGUGAGCCAUGAGGAGUUUUCCGGCACUUGAGUUUUUUGGUAGCAGAAUUGGAUGGAUUAAGCCCUCCGGGCUUUUACUGUUUGUUAUCCGGGUUUGAAGGCGGAUGAUUUCCUGAUCGUCUAUUAUGUGCUUGUAUUUCUGAAGUUCCUCUGAGCAUUCUCGUUGCUCCCAUUUAAUUAAAUAUCUCUCUGCCAAAGUGAUGUCCGCGGCUGUUAGAGGCCCAUUUUCGGAUACCGAUUUCAGGCCAAUGGUUGGGGCUCCUUUUAUCCCGAGUAUAACCUUGAUGAAACGGAGUAUGUAGAUCAUAAUUCUUCUGGAUUUAGACCAAGAGCUCGAGCGGUUCAAUAGCUGAUGGCUUUCGCGCGAGGUCACCUGGACUGGGAGAGAUAAAAUUUGGUCAGUGUAGAUUUCUUCAGUUUCGUUUUCUGUGAGGUUAAAUGAGUCGAAAGUCGGGUCCUGAGGCCAGUUGGCUCUUCCUUGUGCCAACCAUUUGGGACCGGACCACCAUAACCGACUCUGAUUAAGCUCUUGAGGUGAUAACCCCCUGGUGGCUAAAUCGGCCGGAUUUUCAUCAGUUCGAACGUAGUGGAAUGUUAUGUUGACGUGUUUCUUUAUCUCAUCAAGCCUCCUUUGAACAAAGGUGGGUUGAUUUUGAGAUGACUUAACCCAUGAGAGGGCGAUUUGGGAAUCACUCCAUAAGUGAAUUUCAGCCAGAGGCACUCCUAUUUCUUUCU